AGUGGCAGUGGUGUGGAGUUGGGAGGUGAGGUGAGGGGCAGAGAGUGACCACAGGUCCCUCCUCGGGCACUGAUCAGCUGCUCAGCUAAAUGAUCUGUGAUGGACAAUUACACGGUAUUAAAGAUGAUAGGUGAGGGCUCAUUCGGGAGAGCUCUUUUGGUGCAGCCUCACAAUGACAGCCAGCAGUGUGUGAUGAAGGAAAUUCAUCUUUCCAAGGAUCCUCGCGGAAUACAGAAAUCAAGGCAGGAAGCCAUUCUCCUUGCUAAAAUGAAGCAUCCGAACAUAGUUGCGUUCAAAGAGGCAUUUGAAGCUGACAGUCACCUGUAUAUAGUCAUGGAAUAUUGUGAUGGUGGAGACCUCAUGCAAAACCUGCUGCGUCAAAAGAAGAAAUUAUUCCCAGAGGAGAUGGUGCUUAAUCUCUUCAUACAAAUCUGCCUUGGCAUGAAGCACAUACAUGAUAGACGGGUUUUGCACCGAGAUAUCAAAUCCAAGAAUAUAUUCUUCACAAAAACCGGAGUGGUAAAAUUGGGAGACUUUGGAUCUGCAUGUCUUUUGAACGAUCCAAUGGCGUUUGCUUGUACUUAUGUGGGAACACCUUACUAUGUGUCUCCAGAGAUCUGGGAGAGCAAGCCUUACAAUAACAAAAGUGAUGUUUGGGCCCUGGGAUGUGUCUUGUAUGAACUCUGCACUCUGCGACAUCCUUUCCAGUCCAACAGCUGGAAGAAUCUCAUCAUGAAGGUCUGCAAAGGGUCGUACCUUCCAGUCCCAAAUCAUUACUCGUUUGAGCUCCAAUAUAUCAUAAAACAGAUGUUCAAAAGAAACCCGAAGGAUCGACCCUCUGUCAACACCAUCCUUGCUCGACGCUACUUUGCUAAGCUUAUCAGCAACUUUUUAUCCCCAGAGAUGAUGAGGAAGGAAUUUAGUGAAGAAAUGACCAAAAAGAAGAGACCGGGGCAACCGAAAGCCAAGAUCGUGCUGCCCAAAGACCGUGCCCCGGAUGUUAAAAAAAACGCUCCCACUAGAGCCAAAGCAGGCCCACUCGAAGUACCAAGUGAAAAUAAUCAGCCGGUCUCUGAAAUUGUGGAAGCUUCUCCCAAUAUAACUAAGUGGAAUUCAACUGAAGGGGAAAAUGUGGCUAAGAGUUUAGCUCAAAAACCGUUGGAACAGACAGUUUCUCAAAUGGAAGUCACGCCAAAGGGAGACCAGGUGAUAAUGUUCAAGGAUUCUGCUCCUAACAUUCACAUGCGAAAACAAUGGAAAGAAGGCCCUUCGAAUACAGUUCUAAAUGUGCUUGAAAAUGCCCAACUGACCUCAUCUGGCACUGCUUUCGAAGAAACAAAGAGUGAUCAAGUAACUAUUUAUGCUACAAAUAAGCCACGGAAACUGUGGAAUCCAGGACCUCCUGAAGCUGUGCUGAAUUUUCUAAAGAAUGCUAACCUCAGCUUGGCCUUUAAAACCUACUCCAUUGAUAAACCAGCCUCAGGAACGUAUCUCAUCGGACCACUGUCAGCUGACUCCACCAAGGCAGCUGAUAAUGUUGACGGUGAAAUGGAAACUAUUGAAGAGGAUCCGGAGAGGCUGGAACCCAGAUCUGAUGAUGAAGAUACUGAAUUUGAGGAUGACAGUGAUCCAGACUGGGUGGAAGAACUGAAGAAAAUGGUGGAAAAUACUCUUUGAAGUCAAGAAUGUGACUUAAACACCCAAAAAUUGUUUUAUUCAUUGAAUUUUACAAUAACAUCUUCAAGGAGAUUGAAAUGCAAUAAGAAGACCUCAUUUCCAAGAAAAUAACAUGGAGAUAUUCUUUAAAGAACUGUGAAAAAUAUAAAGCAUUGAUCGCAUUUUCUAUAAUUUAUAUUUAAUAUUUAAUCUUCUGAACUUUUUCAAAUAUUUUCAAAUAAAGUGUGAUACUGAAAUGAUGUAUAAAUGAA
This is a messenger RNA of Callorhinchus milii (elephant shark), 1928 nucleotides long. It is a transcript of the gene nek3, whose product is annotated as NIMA related kinase 3. Gene Ontology annotation, molecular function: ATP binding; protein kinase activity. Bases 100 to 1677 code for a protein of 525 amino acids. Gene Ontology annotation, biological process: protein phosphorylation. Lineage: Eukaryota; Metazoa; Chordata; Chondrichthyes; Chimaeriformes; Callorhinchidae. The transcript has 16 exons. The record is from RefSeq and is a predicted model, not a curated record.